Molecule: messenger RNA, 3130 nt
Organism: Conger conger (European conger)
Lineage: Eukaryota; Metazoa; Chordata; Actinopteri; Anguilliformes; Congridae
Product: tumor necrosis factor receptor superfamily member 5
Exons: 8
Coding region: 320-1285 (321 amino acids)
Biological process (GO): positive regulation of canonical NF-kappaB signal transduction; immune response-regulating cell surface receptor signaling pathway; TRIF-dependent toll-like receptor signaling pathway
Cellular component (GO): CD40 receptor complex; membrane; external side of plasma membrane
Molecular function (GO): transmembrane signaling receptor activity; antigen binding; CD154 receptor binding
Source: RefSeq, a predicted model, not a curated record
GAAAGAAGUGGGUGAGACGGGGCUGAGAGACGCACGGAAUGGAAACAACUCUACUCACGCCAAGCAUAAAAUUCAUAUUCAUAUUCAUCAACAAGGCCAGCCGGCAGUGCAGCGGACGGAGAACACAGGGGGACCUGAGAGUGCGGACAGAGAUAACCUAGAAAGUGUAAAAACAGGCUUCAGAAAUCAGAAACAUAGAGAGAGCGAGAGCGCGGGAGAGAAGGAGAAAGAAAGAAAGAGAGAGAGGUAGAUUCUGAAUAGAAGAGUGAGAGAAAAGCCACAGAAGAGAAAAAAAGUUUAAAACUGGUGAUAAGGGAAGAUGGCAACAGGACUGUCGUGCAGUGAUGGCAAAUUUGUCCAUAAAGACAGAUGCUGUGAAGGCUGCCCAAAAGGGAAACGUGUCCAGUCACCAUGUGAGGUCUCCAAAUCGACGGUCUGCCAAGGCUGUGAGCAUGGCUACUUUAUGGAUGGCUUGAACUUCCUCCCCAAUUGUCGACCGUGUAAAUCAUGCCAUUCUAACAGUCACAUGAUGCUUGCAGGGGAGUGCAAGGCGGACCGAGACAGGCAGUGCAAAUGCGAGGAGGGUUACUACUGUGAGGAUCCCAGCUGUGGGCACUGCCGCCCUGUGUCUGAGUGUCCCAGAGGCUCCGGGGUCAGCAUUGCAUCUAACGGACGAACAGACACGAUCUGCGAACAGUGUCCCGAAGGAAAAUACAACAACGUCAGCGACUCAAAGACACCCUGUCUCGCACACACCAAAUGUGAAGCCUUUGGAAAGCAGACAGGAACACCAGGAACAAACCUGUCAGACGUGGUGUGUACUGAGGGUAAAGGGUGUCAUUGGGUUGUGCCAGCAGGACUGUGGGCAGGGCUAAUUCUGACAGUUCUCCUGAUUGGCUUUGGCUAUUAUUUCCGAAGGAAGAAACACAGAUCAAAAAAGAAAGUGUUCAGUCUGGAACCGCCAGUGAAUGACGUCGUCCUGAACCUCCCAAACCUCAUCCCGGCAGAAUAUAACCAACCGUGUGACGGAAAAAGUGAUGCACUGUGCUGCAAUGGACAGCACUGUGACUCUGAUAUGCCUUCAACAGUGAUGGCCUCUCCCUGUCCAGUGGAAGUCCAUCACCCUACCGCGGGCGAAGACCUGGAGUGUGACGGGCCCGGAAUGCCAACGCUCACGGCCUCGGCCCACUUCAACCAAUCAGCUGCCAGAACAGGCCAGAUGACAAACUUCUCCUUCUCGCCCUGCCAAUCACAGCCACAGGAGGACGAGUGGUCCGGAACAUGACUUCCGGCACAAUGCCUUACCCUUUUAUAGUCAAGGAAAAACUGAUGACGGGCUGUACAUUCCCGGAUAGAAUAAUACAUUGUACAUUGCAUUUUUAAAUUAUAUUUUCAGUUUUCAUUAUUUAACAUUUUACAUAUUACUUUUUUAUACUGAUGCAUUUACUUACGUAUUUCAGCCACUGGACAAGAUGGCAGCAUGACACAGAUAUACAUGCAAAACAACCUUAAAUCUUUUGCUCCAAUAUGCAUGCCAUUGGUAUCUUCUGUCAUACUUACAUAAGGUACAUCAAUUGGCAUUAACUAAUGUAGUCGUUAACAUUAAUUAAUAGUACAAAUGCAUUAAUUGAGCAUAAAAAUUAGCUUUUCAUUAGUUAUUGUAUGUGUUAACUACUAAUGUAUUAGUUACAUUAAUAUUUAUGCAUUAGCAAACCAUAGAACAAACUUGUAACUUAGUUGCAUUAACUGUAUCCUUUCCUUCAUUCCAAUAUGAAUUGGCAUUAUCUAAUAUUGUUAUUAACAUGAAUUAAUUAUGUGUACAUAUACAUACACAAAGCUGGUCAGAUUGACUUCUCAGUAGUGAGUUAACUACAUUAGACAUGCCAAUUCAUGUAACCUUAUUGUAAAGUGUUAUCGUAGCUUCUUUUAAUUCUGUUGCCACCAUAUAAAACAGAACCCUGUAAAUAAAGCCAUGUGCUACACUGCCACAUAGUGGUUUUAGCUUCAGCUUGCAGUCUGGUCCCACCUCGAUGAGCAGUUAUUAAAAAAAAUCCCUUUUGUAGAAAACAAACCUCAAGCAGAUAUCGAAUCAUUACAUGCUAUGUGCUAACUAUAUGGCAAUUCACAAAACAUGGUGUUUGUCAGCCCAAUAGCCAGCUGUGUGCAGCCCUUCUGAGCUAUGGCAAUUAGCAACGAUGACAGGGUCAAGAUUUAGUCCAGAUUCUGGGCGGCAUCUACUCUGAACUAGGCAUGAGUGCACCGUAUAAAAUGUUGUUCGACAAUUAUGAUGAUCGUAUGAAUAUAGAUAUAACAGUGAAACCCUUCUAAGGCAGCCAUCCAUGGGAGUAAAGGUAAAUGUUUUUUUUGCUAAAUGAAGAAAACUCAAUUAGUAUCCACUCUAUUUUUGAAAAUGUAUGAAUGUGGGAAGUAAAAACAGGCCAUGGAAAUGUAUAGACCUCCAAACCUGGUUGAAUUGAAUGUGAGAUAUUUAUAAGUUUACAGGACUGGACUUGUAUUGUAAGGUUUAAUUCCCCAAUGGGAUCCUUUAACACAUUACUUAAGCUAAACUGCUUCAGUAAAACCAUACAGCUGUUGGGUUUUAUGUGAAAUGAUUUAUGCAUACAAAGGUGUUGUGUAAAUUGUUCUGGGCAAGAAUGUCUCUUAAAUGACUAAAAUGUAAAUGUAGAAAUAACGGAAGAGACUGGGCAAAAGUUCAGUAAUGAAACUAAAUACACAGCCCACUUUCAAGUUAUAGCUGCACAGCCAAAUUAACUAACGGAAGUAAUGAAUAUCUGUGGGAAAACAUAAUUGCUCUGAACAUAAUCUUCCCAAGUAAACUGACCAAAGAAAAAUGUGCAAAAUAUUUGAUGGUUAUGUAUGUCAGCCACUACUUCAUUAGGUUGACCUCAUUCCUGCACCUACAGACGGCGAGCAAAGUCCUCUGCGCAUUCAGUCGUUUAUGUUUCCGUUUCGGCUCAAUAAACUCCUCCCAUUCAGCACUCCAAUGAACUAUGAUUCAGAGUUCAGGAAGUAUCUAUGUGGGAAAACUAACGUUUGGCAAAGGCAAACUAGGAUUCUGUUUGAAAUAAUCCAAACAAACUGUGCUGAGAAUAAACAUCCUCUUGUGAAA